AUGGCCGAACACAGGAUUCCAGUUCUCCUGCUCCUGGUAGUAGUAGCGGCGUCAUCUUUAGCCCAACAGAUUCUUCUCCAAAAGCACUACAUAAUUUAUGAAGUCAGAAACAUCGAAAAAACACCGGAGGAGGUCAAGGAGGAGAUGAAAGACACUGACAUCCUUUACUCAUUCAAGGCACUUGGCGCACCCUCAUAUCACAUUGUGGUAGAGGUCAACCCCCGGAACAUGAGAAAGUUAGAAGAGGUGGAGCUGAAAGGCAAGAUCAGGAUGGUCCCUGUGGUUAACAUGGUGGACGUGGCGGAGACCCUUGGCGUGUCAUGGCCUCCCUGUGGAGCAAGAUUGCCAGACGUCAACCUCACCCUCAUCGAGCGCACUCUUAACCAGGAAGGACUGACAUCGCAAGAGAGCGAGGCUCACCUGAAGGGGUUCAUGGAAGAGUUGAAGGACAGACUUCAGCAAUACAACUACCAGGCGUUCUUCACCAUUGGCGCUUCUCCACCUAAGAUGUACAUAUACAUCAACAUUCCAUACGAGGAGGUAGAUAACUUUGCCUUCAUAGGAAUAAACCAGUUUGGAGGACCUGCGGCUGUAAACACCACCGUUAGCUUCAUCUCAAGCUUCCCGAAGUAAGGCAGACCGCCCUUGCUACCUCCAGAGCCGGCUCGUCCUCGACGUACAAUCAUAAAGCCUCUGUUCACCAUUUUACCGUUUCCAGAUUCCCCACAGACUUCAUACACCAAUUCCACUGCUGAUUCCGGCCCAAAAGUCCGUGGAUGCUUCUUCUCCCUUUUUUUUUUUUUUUUUUGUUGACUGCUGCCAGAAAAUAUGGCUGACCGUGGGGCAGCCCGAGGUUUCGCUAAAGGAAGGGAAGCAAGAGGAGUUGUAGUCGCUUCUCUUUAUCUCCCCUUACGACACCUUUAACGAUACUUCUUUUGUUGAAAAAAGGACUCUGCCAAACGGUAAAACAGUCAGAGUCUCUGGGAUAGGCAGGCAGAACAACCGAAAAUAAACAAAUGUUAAAUGUACAUCAA
This is a messenger RNA of Pomacea canaliculata, 1034 nucleotides long. RefSeq lists its product as uncharacterized. The transcript has 6 exons. NCBI's taxonomy places the organism in Eukaryota, Metazoa, Mollusca, Gastropoda, Architaenioglossa, Ampullariidae. The coding region runs from base 1 to 633 and encodes 210 amino acids. The record is from RefSeq and is a predicted model, not a curated record.